This is a messenger RNA of Puccinia triticina, 348 nucleotides long. RefSeq lists its product as uncharacterized. Lineage: Eukaryota; Fungi; Basidiomycota; Pucciniomycetes; Pucciniales; Pucciniaceae. The coding region runs from base 1 to 348 and encodes 115 amino acids. The transcript is spliced from 2 exons. The record is from RefSeq and is a predicted model, not a curated record.
AUGGCGGUAAUCCAAGAAGUUGAGGAUGAAGCACCAUCAACCCCUCUCAAUACCCACCCAGACACCAGUAAUUCCGUCCCAGAAUCUGCACGCCGCAAAUCAUCCCGCCUGCGCACACCAAGCUCCUGCCCUGGAUUCAUCCCCACCUCGUGUGACUUCCGUCGUGCCCUGGUUGGCCCAGUGAAUCCAACCAAGAAGAAAAGGCAGGCUCCUACCGCUGUGAUGACAUUUGAUGAUGAAUCUGGUCCAGAUGUGGAAGAUGAUUGUCGCAGAUCGAAGGGUAAAAAUCAAACUAGUAAUGGCCGCACGGUGUCACACAAGUCGCCAACCGAACUCGCCAGGAAGUAG